Messenger RNA from Melanotaenia boesemani (Boeseman's rainbowfish), 1794 nucleotides. RefSeq names its product clathrin, light chain B (gene cltb). Gene Ontology annotation, cellular component: synaptic vesicle membrane; postsynaptic endocytic zone cytoplasmic component; clathrin coat of trans-Golgi network vesicle. The transcript is spliced from 7 exons. Bases 261 to 947 code for a protein of 228 amino acids. Gene Ontology annotation, molecular function: structural molecule activity; clathrin heavy chain binding. The record is from RefSeq and is a predicted model, not a curated record. NCBI's taxonomy places the organism in Eukaryota, Metazoa, Chordata, Actinopteri, Atheriniformes, Melanotaeniidae. Gene Ontology annotation, biological process: clathrin coat assembly; intracellular protein transport; clathrin-dependent endocytosis.
UUCCAUCAUCAUAGUCGGUGAACAAGUGCAGAAAUCAUGAAUCACCAGUGAGGGCCUUAAAUAGAAGCAUAUAUUGUUUAUUCCAGACGAUUUAAGUACUUGCCCCGCUGUCCGCUAUAAUUUCUUUGGCGCAACGUUUGCUGGAUUACCAUAUAAAGUUGCUAGUUUUUAAGCUGAAGAACUGAUAUUGUAAUUUUGUGGUUUUAAGGUCGGAUCGUUAAAUCUGCAAGGCUCGGUUAAACUUGUACUUCUUAUGAAAGAUGGCUGACAACGGAACACACCCGACCGAAGAAGACCCAGCCGCUGCUUUCCUGGCCCAACAGGAGAGUGAAAUAGCUGGAAUUGAAAACGACGGAGAAGGAUUUGGGGCGCUGGAAGGAGCGGACGAUCUGCAGCCGUCUCAUCCGCAGACGGCCAACUAUGACCUCUUUGGAGAAGAGCCUACAGCAAUGAAUGGAGAUAUGUUUCAGGAGUCCAACGGCCCAACAGACAACUAUGCAGCCAUCGCCCAGGUGGACAUUCAGAGACAAGAGCCGGAAAGUUUACGCAAGUGGAGGGAGGAGCAGAAGACACGCCUUGAAGCAUUAGACUCAGCUUCCAAGGCAGCAGAGGUAGAAUGGAGGGAGAAAGCAAAGAAGGAGCUGGAGGACUGGCAUGUACACCAGAAUGAGCAGAUGGAGAAGAAUAAGGCCAACAACAGACUCUGUCCAAGUCUGGCACGGAUUGCUGACAAGGCUUUCUACAAACAGCCCAACUCUGAUGUUAUAGGCUUUGUAUCGUCAGAAGAGGCUUUCCUGGCGGAGACUGACGGCGACAGUCCGGGAUCCGAAUGGGAGCGAGUUGCUCGUCUCUGUGAUUUCAAUCCAAAAACCAACAAGCAGGCAAAGGACGUCUCUCGAAUGCGCUCCGUCCUCAUCUCUCUCAAACAGACGCCUCUAGUUCGCUAGACAUCGUUUGCAGACUUUUCUUCUAGUAACAUUGCCUUUUCAGUUUUAACCUCACAUUACAUACAAAUAAUUUGUAUGCCCUUUUGUUUUUUCAUAUUCCCCAGUAUGUUUAUAACCUUUUAAAAACUUCCUGCCUCUCUUGUGGCCUAUUAUAUUCUAAUAAUAUACUUAACUUGAUGCUCCUGUGAGAAACUGUUACAUUAUAUUUUACUUGGUCAGCAGUAUCACCACUAUACUAAGGAAAUAUUGUUACUUUAAGUUAAACAUUUUUCUUCCCCCUUUAACUUUUAAAUUAUUAAGUUAACUUUAUUGCAUGUCUCUACUAAUAUUUUAAAUGCCCAGUUUUUACUGUAGUUUUAUAAAUCAACAUUUAGGUAUUACAGAUUAGAUUGUAACCACUUAUGCCUCUUAGAAUCAUACACACAUUUUUCACUGUCACUGCAUGGCAUCCCCGAUUAUCAUAUUUAAGGUAGCUAACAUGCCUCUUUUACAAACUUAAGAUUGUGGCCUUUCUGCUCUAGCUCUUCACUUUGAGUAUGAUGCUAGAUGGUUUUACUCUAAAAUUGGGCGAGAUUCCAGGAAAAACAAACAAAAAAAAAAAAAGAUGAAUCGCAACCAAAGACUUCCAUCAUCUAAAUUUGGAGCUCACGAUUUACACCUUGUUUCUUAUUUCAGAUUUUUCAUCAUUUCUGUGUUAAACAAACACAUUAUAGAUUUUAAAUACAGCAAAAUGUCAUUUUCAAAAGUGAUGUCUGCACAUUGCUUCACAUGUUGCCUAUUUGGACAUAAUGAAUAUUAAAACAGUGAAUGUUAAAAGGGAACUGGAAAAUAAAAAGUUUGAGUCUGA